Pteronotus mesoamericanus is the source of this 4137-nucleotide messenger RNA. It is a transcript of the gene COL15A1, whose product is annotated as collagen type XV alpha 1 chain. Lineage: Eukaryota; Metazoa; Chordata; Mammalia; Chiroptera; Mormoopidae. Bases 1 to 4086 code for a protein of 1361 amino acids. The transcript has 40 exons. The record is from RefSeq and is a predicted model, not a curated record. Gene Ontology annotation, molecular function: extracellular matrix structural constituent conferring tensile strength. Gene Ontology annotation, biological process: extracellular matrix organization.
AUGGCGCCAAGGAGAAUCGAGCAGUGCUGGAGCGUGCUGAGGCUGCUUCGGGUCUGCGCGCUUCUCUCCGCUGUCGGCCGGACCCGCGCCGUGACAGGAUCGACUUCCCAUGGCCACGUGGACCUCACGGAGCUCAUUGGUGUCCCGCUGCCCUCAUCCGUGUCCUUUGUCACAGGCUAUGGUGGCUUCCCGGCCUACAGCUUUGGGCCUGGUGCCAAUGUGGGCCGCCCAGCCAGGAUCCUCAUCCCCCCCACUUUCUUCCGGGACUUCGCCAUCAGCGCCACCGUGAAGCCCGGCAGUGCCCGAGGCGGCGUGCUCUUUGCCAUCACAGAUGCCUUCCAGAAGGUCAUCUACCUGGGCCUGCGGCUCUCUGGCGAGGAGGAUGGCCACCAGAGGAUCAUCCUCUACUACACGGAGCCCGGCUCCCAUGUGUCCCAGGAGGCUGCUGCCUUCUCGGUGCCCGUGAUGACCCAGAGGUGGAACCGUUUUUCCGUGAUCAUCCAGGGCGAAGAAGUGACCCUCCUGGUGGACUGCGAGGAGCACAGCCAUGUCCCCUUCCAGCGGUCCUCCCGGGCCUUGGCUUUCGAGCCCAGUGCAGGGCUCUUCGUGGGCAGUGCGGGAGCCACGGGGCUGGAGAGAUUCAUCGGCUCCAUACAGCAGCUCACCAUCCACCCUGACCCUAGGACUCCAGAGGAGCUGUGCGAAGCUGAAGAAUCCUCGGCAUCCGGAGAGGCCAGCGGGCUCCUGGAGACGGCCGGAGUCGCUGAGAUCGUAGAAGCCAACACCUACACUCAAGCCCCGCCUAAAGAAGCAAAAGUUGAACCCAUAAACACCCCUCCAACUCCAUCGCCUCUCCCUGAGGAUGUGGAGCUUUCUGGCGAGCCUGCAGCUGAGGGGACCCCGGAAACCACCAACCUGAGCAUCGCCCUGCACAGCAGCCCUGAGCCAGGGUCCGGGGAGCCCCUGAAUGGCACGCUGGAGGGGGCGGAUACCGUGAACAGUGCCUCCGUUACAGACCCCGGCUCCGGGGGUGGGGCCUUCCUUCACGUCACUGAAGAGGGUCCACAUACUGAAGAAGGUUUGGCAUCAACAGCAGCAGCCGGAGGAGCCGAGGUGACCGUCGGCUCUGUGGGGGAAGAAGAGGCCAGCACCUUGCCCACCGGGGGGCUGGCCCUCUCCGUGUCCACCCAGGACCCCAGGGAAGGGGUCUCUUCAGGUCCAGAUACUGAAGAAGGUUCAGCAGCAAUAGCAAUAGAGGAGGCCGAGAUGCCCACUAGCGCUGAUGGGGAAGCCGAGGCCGACAGUGUGCCCACCGGGGGACCAGCCCUCUUCCUGUCCACCCAGGGGCCUGGGGAAGGGGUCUCUCUGGGUCCAGUCAGUGAAGGGAGUUUGACAACAGCAGCGGCUGCGGCAGAGAUGUCCCUCAGCACUUUGGAGGAUGAAGAUGAGGAGGCCAGCAGGGUUCCCACCAGUGGCCCACCUCCCGUCGUAACCACAGCAGCCCCUGAGCAAGCGGUCACUUUUGGUCCUAGUGAGGAUGAAGACUUAGGAGCAGCCACAACGGAGGAGCCCUGUACCACGGCCGAGGCAGAGGAGUCGGGCAGCACCCCCCCCGAGGGGCCCCCGCUCCCCGUACCCACAGCGACCACCCCUGAAGCAACUGUGACCCCUGACACAGCAGUGGGAGUGGAGGCAGAGGGCUCUGGCCUGGGCUGGGGCUCGGACAUCGACUCUGGCUCCGGUGACCUGGGGUGCGGUGAGGAGCUGUUAAGGGGUCCCCCAGGCCUCCCAGGCCCCACUGGCCCACCUGGCUUACCAGGGAUUCCAGGAAAACCAGGAACUGAUGUUUUCGUGGGACCCCCUGGGUCUCCUGGAGAAGAUGGAGCUGCUGGUGACCCUGGGCUCCCGGGCCCCGAAGGACAGCCUGGACGUAACGGAGCCACUGGUCUUCCCGGAAUGAAAGGGGAGAAGGGAGCAAGAGGGCCCAAUGGCUCAGUUGGUGAAAAGGGUGACCCCGGCAACAGAGGCUCACCAGGACCCCCAGGGAAAAAUGGACAAGCUGGCACUCCUGGGGUCAUGGGACCCCCAGGGCCUCCUGGACCCCCAGGCCCCCCAGGCCCUGGAUGUACAAUGGGACUUGAAUCUGAGGACACCGAAGGCUCUGGAAACAUCAAGCUACUGCAGGGACCCAGCAUCUCUGGACCAGUAAUGACAAUUGGUCCCAAAGGAGAAAAAGGAGAGCCAGGACUCAAGGGUGAAAGAGGGAUGGAUGGAGCCAGCACUAUGGGCCCCCCUGGGCCCAGGGGGCCACCAGGGCGCAUCGAGGUCUUAUCUAGUUCUUCGAUCAACGUCACUCAUGGAUUCAUGAAUCUCUCGGACAUUCCUGAGCUCGUUGGGCCUCCGGGCCCGGCGGGCGUGCCUGGGCUUCCCGGGUUCCCAGGCCCUAGAGGACCAAAAGGGGACACUGGCGUGCCUGGAUUUCCAGGACUAAAAGGAGAACAGGGUGAGAAGGGAGAGCCGGGCGCCAUCCUGACGGGGGAUGUUCCUCUGGAAAGGCUGAGGGGACAAAAGGGUGAACCUGGAAUGCAUGGAGCCCCGGGACCAAUGGGGCCCAAAGGACCACCAGGACACAAAGGAGAAUUUGGCUUCCCUGGACGACCUGGUCGACCAGGACUGAAUGGCUUCAAGGGUGCCAAAGGAGAUCGAGGAAUCAUGAUGCCGGGCCCACCUGGCUUGCCUGGUCCUCCAGGUCCCCCUGGACCACCUGGAGCUGUGGUUAACAUCAAAGGAGCUGUCUUCCCCAUACCAGCCCGGCCACACUGCAAAGUGCCCGUUGGUACUGCUCAUCCUGGGAACUCAGAACUCAUCACCUUUCACGGUGUUAAAGGAGAAAAAGGAUCCUGGGGUCUUCCUGGCUCAAAAGGAGAAAAAGGCGACCAGGGGGCGCAGGGACCACCAGGCCCUCCAGUGGAUCCAGCUUACCUGAGACAUUUUCUGAACCAUUUGAGGGGAGAGAAUGGAGACAGGGGGCUCAGAGGAGAAAAAGGAGACUCUAUUGACGAGUUUGCAGUGUCAGGGCCUCCAGGCCUGCCAGGAAGUCCAGGCCUGGUUGGCCAGAAAGGGGAGGCUGUUGUUGGGCCUCAGGGCCCCCCAGGUGUUCCUGGCCUGCCUGGGCCCCCUGGCUUCGGAAGACCUGGUGCUCCUGGGCCACCAGGACCCCCGGGGCCACCAGGACCUCCGGCUAUCCUAGGGGCAGCUGUGGCCCUGCCAGGCCCGCCAGGCCCUCCAGGACAACCCGGGCUUCCCGGAUCCAGAAACCUGGUUACAGCCUUUAGCAACAUGGAUGACAUGCUGCAAAAAGCGCACUUGGUGAUAGAAGGGACGUUCAUCUACCUGAGGGACAGCACUGAGUUUUUCAUUCGUGUCAGAGAUGGUUGGAAAAAAUUACAGCUGGGAGAACUGAUCCCCAUUCCGGCCGACAGCCCUCCACCCCCUGCGCUCUCCAGCAACCCACAUCCGCUCCAGCCUCCACUGGCGUCUGUUUCAAAUGUCCAUUAUGAGAGGCCAGCACUCCACUUGGUUGCUCUGAACAUGCCAUUUUCUGGGGACGUUCGCGCUGACUUUCAGUGCUUCCAGCAGGCCAGAGCUGCAGGACUGUGGGCCACCUACCGAGCAUUCUUAUCCUCCCAUUUGCAAGAUCUCUCAACAGUUGUGAGGAAAGCAGAGAGAUAUAGCCUUCCCAUAGUGAACCUCAAGGGCCAAGUCCUUUUCAAUAAUUGGGACUCAAUUUUUUCUGGCCAUGGAGGUCAGUUCAGUACACAUGUUCCAAUAUACUCCUUUGAUGGCCGAGACGUGAUGACAGAUCCUUCUUGGCCCCAGAAGGUCGUUUGGCACGGCUCCAGCACCCACGGAGUGCGUCUUGAGGAUAACUACUGUGAAGCCUGGCGAACGGCCGACGUGGCAGUCACAGGAUUGGCCUCCCCGCUGAGCACAGGGAAGAUUCUGGACCAGAAAGCAUAUAGCUGCGCUAGUAGGCUAAUUGUUCUCUGUAUUGAAAACAGUUUCAUGACAGACGCUAGGAAGUAAUGACCUUCCCAUGAUCCCGAAGAGUUUCCCAGUUUUUCUUAUGUGAAGAGU